GCGAUAGACAGCAGGACGGUGAAUCGGUUCAUGAUGGCUGGAUGAGUAGCACUGACUGAUGGUUUGAGUUUGAAAUGAUCCGUAUUAUAUAGGGAUGUGGAGUGCCUUGGAUUAUGAGAUAGACGUUCGAAAGCACUUGAGAAAAACCCUCACUCAAGUGACCUUCCGUCAAAAUAACAUCUACUUAAGAGAUAUCCGAGGAAACCAGUUACGGAUUACUGUCUGGGUAAAAUCCAAGCCACUUAAGAUAACAUGAAGAGUUCAACCUUAAAAAUGUAUAAAAUCGUCAAUCCCUCAGCAAUUUCUUCCAGUGACCAUGUUCCGACUAUUCGCACUUUUGUCCAUCAUCUGUUUCGUCAAGAGCGUCCAGGUCUACGACCCGCUACGCCCCUGGUGGAACGCACCAUCCCACACCAACCACCGCAUCGUCGGGGGCUUCCCCAUUGACAUCCGGGACGCUCCGUACCAGGUAUCGCUCAACUACUAUCGCGAGCACUGGUGCGGUGGAUCACUCAUCGGAAGCCGAUGGGUCUUAACCGCUGGGCACUGCGUUGACGUAAGUGACCUUCCCCUGAUCAAGGUUCGCGUCGGAUCAACCCAUCACGAGUCCGGCGGUCAGCUGGUGGAGAUCCAACGAGUCCUGCAGCAUCCGCUGUACGACCUCGCUCCGUUCGAUUACGACUUUGCGCUGCUGGAGUUGGACGAGGCGGUGCAGCUGGGUGAGGAGUUUUACGCGGUUGAGCUUCCCGGCCGGGAUGAACCCGUCGAAGACGGGCAGAUGCUGCAGGUCUCCGGUUGGGGUGACACUCAGAACGCGGAAGAGUGUGACGAUGUGCUGCGGGCGACCAACGUUCCGACUGUGAACCAGGAAGAGUGUCGCAGGGCGUACAGCGGGAUUCACGAGAUUACCGAUCGGAUGAUCUGCGCUGGGUUUCAGGCUGGAGGGAUGGACGCCUGCCAGGGUGAUUCCGGGGGACCGUUGGUGGCGGGACGGACCGUGGUGGGGGUUGUGUCCUGGGGAAAGGGGUGUGCCCAGCCGGGAUAUCCGGGGGUCUACGGACGAGUGGCUGCGGUGAGGGAUUGGAUCGAGGAGAGCACUGGAAUCUAAAUGUUGGAAUCAAUAAAAUUUUGAAUUGGUAUUUUUUCAGCGCUAUAA
Molecule: messenger RNA, 1156 nt
Organism: Culex quinquefasciatus (southern house mosquito)
Lineage: Eukaryota; Metazoa; Arthropoda; Insecta; Diptera; Culicidae
Product: trypsin 5G1
Exons: 1
Coding region: 317-1108 (263 amino acids)
Biological process (GO): proteolysis
Molecular function (GO): serine-type endopeptidase activity
Source: RefSeq, a predicted model, not a curated record